Messenger RNA from Mytilus trossulus (common blue mussel), 2391 nucleotides. RefSeq lists its product as uncharacterized. Gene Ontology annotation, cellular component: membrane. The record is from RefSeq and is a predicted model, not a curated record. The transcript is spliced from 3 exons. NCBI's taxonomy places the organism in Eukaryota, Metazoa, Mollusca, Bivalvia, Mytilida, Mytilidae. Bases 41 to 718 code for a protein of 225 amino acids.
UUGAAAUAGAAUAGCCCUUACCUGUUAGGUAAAUUUCAAAAUGGCGAAAUCAAGAGGUGACUGGCUCCUCGUAGCAGGGCUAGUAUUUUCGGGAUUUGCUCUUCUUUUUCUUGUUAUUGGUUUCGCGACACCACAUUGGUUGGAACUAGACACUAAGUUUAUAACAAACAGUGGGUUUGAAAAGCUUGGAUUGUGGGAAGCGUGCUUUAACAACUGGGCAUAUUACAGAGACUACACUGGCAAAACUUACAACGGAUGUUGGUGGAUCUUUUCGUACGAAUAUCGUCCAAUAUGGAGUUAUAUCAACCCUCCAUGGUUCCUUGGAAUCCAAGUAAUGAUGACAUUGGCUUUACUAGCAGAGACUUCAGUGGUAUUACUGGCAGUGUUGUUCCUGAUUGGAUGUUGCCCAGGGAGAAAUAGUGUCUGUGGACUAUUUAUUCUUGGUGGUAUAGGAUUAUGUUCAGGUAUUUUGACAGCCAUAUGUACCGUUAUAUUUGGAGCGAAGUCUGUUGUGGACAGACAAUGGAUAGAGAAUCCAGAUAAAAAUUUCCUGUCCUGGUCGUUCGGAUGUGUUGUAUUUUCUGGUUUCCUAAUCCUGUUUGGAGGAAUGUGCAUCAUUGUAUCUGCUCUACAGGUGCGAUUAGCAAACCAGUACAGCCACAGGGCCAAGCCAUACGCAGGAUACGAAGCUAGACACGAACCUCCUUAUUACUCAUAAGAGGUCAAAGGUUGAAGCUUCUGACUUCUUGUUAUGUACAUCUUUUUCAUUUUGAAAAAAAAAAAAUUAUUUAAUGUACAGGUGUCAUUCUUGAUCUGUGCGGUCUUCAAAGAUUCGUUUACAUUUGUUGGAGUAGACUUUUUAAUGUCUUUUACAUGUUUUAUACAUCUACAUUUUGUACAUGUACUCACAAGGUUUUUUUAAAUGAAUUUAAAUUUUAGUGAUUAUUUUUUGGGGCAAAUUGACACAAGUUCUAUUGAUGUAUUUUAAGAAUAAAAUAUAUAAUUUGUAUCCAGGUGGUGAAAUAUUGGAUUUUUUUCUCUUAUUUUGACAAAUUAAGACUAGUACUAUAAAAAAAAGGCUUGCAUUUUAUGCAAAAUGCAAUAAAUGAAUGAUUGCUUUAAAUAGUUGUCUUAUAAACAAAAUGCCAUCUUCAUACAUGUUUUUAAAUACCUUCUCUGUUUUUGGAAAAAAUAUGAAGAUAUAAUUUUUGAAUUUCAAAUAAGAAUUUUUUGAAACUUUUCCAUUAUUUUUUUUAAAUUGUAUAUACAUAUACAGUUUUGUACAUGCACAAAGUUAUCAAAUGAAAAAAAAAUCAGAAAAUAUGUGUAAAUACAUUCCAUUUUUUUUAUAAAUUUAAAUUUUUUAAUAAUUAUUUUGUGUAAUAUAUUUGUAAAUAAUAUAAGCCUCUAGAGACAGAGUCUCAACACUGUACAUACUCAUUUUAUUAAGCAAGAUAUAUAUUUCUAAAUUGUGUAAUGUAUCAUAAUAUCAUGUGCCAUUGUUGUAUAUUUUUGCCAUGGUGAGAAAAUGUAUUCUAUUUUGAGAUACUUGUACUAAUUUGAAAUUGACUAGUUGUGUGAAACAUACCAUUUUAAAAAAUUAUGAGUCCCAGCAAUGUGCAAAUUGAAAACUUUAGUGAGUCCCAUCAGAAAUGCAUUUGUUUGCUCUCAUCAGAAUAAAUUGCAAGAAUUCCUGGUUUUGAAUCAAUUUUUUUUUUAAUCUCUCAUGUAGAUGUUUGAACUGUUGAUAUUUAAAUUAAAAUCUCUUAAAAACUUCAAAAUAAGAUAAUAUAAGAUUUUUAUUAAUUAGAUAUGCCAUGUUUCCUUUUUUAUAGAAAUGGCCAUUGCAACAAAAUGUACAAACUCAUUCAGAUCACGUUAUCAUUACCAGACUUGACUGCAUAAUAUAAAUAAUUUUAAAAAGAAAGAUAUAAGUUAUAAUUUGUAGUCAAGGAUAAUAAUUUUAAUAUAUUGGUACUUUUAACUCUUAUAUCUCUCAUAUUAAUAGCAAUUUUAUGUCAAUAUGAAAAAUCAUUUAAAUCACAAGUCAUCAUUCAAAUCUUUAAAAGGGAAGCUACUCACUACACAAAUUGAGAAUCAGACAAAAAUAACUCUUUUCUGUUACUCAGCAUGGUUGUUAACAGAUUUUUUUUUUAUUUAAAUGUAAGUUGUAAAUUUUGUUGUUCAUAUUUAUUAUUGGAAUAAUUUUAUCACAAGUGGUUAUCAUCCAAUCACAUUUGAAUAUUGAAUAUCAUUGAGGAGGACAAAGGACACCUCUUAAUAUUGAUUGCAAAUUUUUUUAGAAAAGUUUUCAAAUAUUCAGCUUUAAUCAUUUCUGAUGAAUGUAAAAAGAAACACUUAAAAAUUCUCAUUUUUUUUUUUCUUUUUUUU